CACCGGAUAUGAUCCCACCUACCGCCGCCGCUCAGGCGCUCUUCAACUCUUCAAGAUCGACCUUUGCCACAGCAUCGGUCAUCAAUUCCCAGGAACCUUCCACUGGCCCCGAUCAGAUCGUAACUCAGCGUACCAUCAACUCUGGCGCCUACGCUUUGUCUGAUUCUGCCUCUCUGCCUGAAAACUCCGGCGCAACUCAGUUUACUGAAGUUUUCAAGCGCAGACGCCUCGGCCCAAACUCUCUCGAGCAAUACUCUGCACAGAACGGCUUUGAUAGUCAGGCUGUGAAGGCUUUGUUCAACAUUGAACCAUCUACAAUCAUGGGUGAUCAGAUUCAGCCCAACGAAAACUCCAGCAUGCGCGCAUCGUCCAUGGCUCAUGACCCUCGUCCUGACGUUUCUCGUGGUUACAACAACUUCUUGAAUCAGAACGGAUCUGUCCAUCACACUGGUCCUGGCAAUGCGCUGCCUGGCCUCGGUGGUUGCUACGUCACCAGCACUGGCAGAAAUGUCGCCGGUGACCUUACCAGAACUUCUGGCAGCAUGCCCAGUGCCAAUGUCUCUGACGCACCCUUUGCUUCACAGCCUAAUGGCUUCUUGAUUCCAGGCCUUGGCGCCCCUUUCAAACCACUUGGUCUUGAGAACAACAACAAGACUCCUCUGGUCGUCACUCACUCCAUCCCAGCUGGACCUCACUCUCGUGUUGGUGCUGCUCAUUCGCGUGACUCUGGUCGUCCUCAGCAGAGAGGUCCUCACAACGUCGACCUUUCCGCCAAUCAGAAGCAGCAACCGGCCAAGCCUCUCGAUACAGCCACCAUUCGAUCUGCUGACAACCAGUCAAGCGCACCCGAGAAGGACUCAUCGGUCUCGAGCAAUGCUUCACCUGAAGCUUCUGUUGCUGUCGCUAACAAGUCAGACGCUGCUGCACCUACCUCUGAUGCCGUCAGAGCCUCUGAGUAUGUCCGUCCUACUGGUCCUCCUCCAGUUUGGACCGAGAAGCAGACACCUCGCACCUUCAAGCUGCAGCAUCAGACUAGCAGACGUCGUCACGAGACCUUUGAAGGAGCCUAUCAGAUUCUGAGCAGCCUGAACCCUGAUCACUACUUGAUGCCUUACGGUUCCAGGGUCAUUGCUAUCAAGUGCAACACUCUUGAUGAUAUCCUCUUGUCUCACCAGAUCGGACUGUGGGCCACGAACCGUAAUGUCAUGGACCGCAUCAUGGAGCUUCACAACAGUCGCGACGAUCCAUCCAUGAAGACUCUGUUCCUCUGGUCCAUGCCCGGAAGCAAGAACUUCUGUGGUCUUGCAGAGCUUCAGGCCUACGAUGCCGACGUCCAGACCGAGUUCUGGGACAAGGAUGAGGGAAAGAUCCAAGGUGGUAUGAUCAUUCACUGGGUAUACAACAAGCUAGUUCCAUUCGAGGAUAUCACCCCGCUUGUUGAAGGCAAGAUCGACCAGGCAUCAGUCACCCAAAUGUGGAAUGGCAUGAACUACUCCGAACCGACCGGUCGCGAAGUCAUCAAGUGCUACGUCGAAGCACCUCACAUUGAGAACAUGCUCGCUGCGCCUUCGGGAGAAUUCUUCCAGAAGGCAAUGGCAAGCAGCAGACUUGCUACUGCUCCUCCUAUGGCCCCCAGGUUCUCCAGUCGUGGCAACUACCGCGGUCAGCAUUUCUCCCGUGGUAUUGGAAAUGGCUUCAGAGGCAGAGGCCGCUUCGAGACUGGCAAGAUUGGACAUGGUUUCUUGCCUCGUUCUGCGCCUCGUCCAGUUGUAAGAAGCACCGAAAGCAGUGAGACCACUUGCAGUACCAAGACCAACCCUGCAUCGCCUGAGCACUACCACAACCGCGGUCAACCCGAGCGCCAGGUCAUCGAAGUCUUCAAGUAUCCUGAUGGCACUCUCACCACCGCCCCAGAUGUGAAUGGCAACACCAAGCCGAUCACUCCGGUCAAGAGUUAUGCCAGUAUGCAGGGUUCCGACGCUCAGACAUCCAACUCGCUCGCCAGAACACAGAGCAUCCAAAGUCUGAAGAGCUCGAACAUGCCCCCUCCCCUUCUGCCUUCUGCCACCAUCGGUAGCAGCUUUCCCAGCCAUGAACAGAUGCUCCGCCGCAAGUCUGGCUCGGUCUUUAACGACAGUCACGGUGCCAAAGGCAGUGUUGAAAGCCUCUCCUUCGCCAUGCCUCCUCCCCUGAAGUCUGUUGGCCCUCAGCAUGGCCCUGGACCUCAAUCGGAGACCCAUCAGUCCAGCACACCCCGCUUUGAGCUCAACAAGGACAACAGAUUUGCUAAGAACAUCAACACCUGGUCGUACAGCAGUAUCAAAAGCCCCACCCAGCCCAAGACGCCUCUCAGACACAGCCAAAGCUCGUACGAUCUAUCGGCCAGUCCCAUGGACACCACAACUCAUGGUACCCUGACUCCUCGUGUUGGUCGCUCCAUCUCCAGCCAGAACAACCACGAUGGAUCUCCCGACAAGGCUGCCUUUGGCUAUGGACAGGUGCCCAAGCAGCUGCGCACUCCUGACACCAGCCCUAAGACUGCCAGCGUGCAGCCUGACACCCCUCGUCCUCGUCCUACUCUCGGACGUAAUCGCAUCAAGUCCGAUGCCUCAAUGUCCGGAGUGGGUCUUCCUCCCGACUGGGUCGACAACCUUGUCGACGACAAGUAGAGAUGAUCUUGAGUCAUCUGAGAGCCUCUGUGUCAUAAACACAAACGUUUAGAGCAUGCAGCAGCAGUGUGUUGUCAAACUGUCUAUCAAGGUCUUGUUUUUUUUGCGGGAUGGAGGAUGGAUAUGGU
Messenger RNA from Aureobasidium pullulans EXF-150, 2797 nucleotides. RefSeq lists its product as uncharacterized. Bases 9 to 2669 code for a protein of 886 amino acids. The record is from RefSeq and is a predicted model, not a curated record. NCBI's taxonomy places the organism in Eukaryota, Fungi, Ascomycota, Dothideomycetes, Dothideales, Saccotheciaceae. The transcript has 6 exons. Gene Ontology annotation, molecular function: RNA binding.